GGGGCAUUGGGGCUCAGAGACUGAGAUGGUGGGUCAGUGUUCUUCGACCUGUGUCCAGCCCCAAAGUGAGAGAGUAUGGCCACCACCAAGAAUCACGAGAGUGGUUCAUAUAGAGGGGGUGCCCUGUGAGCUGGAAGUGGACUCUGGGUCAGGGUUCACGAUCGUUUCAGAGGGCACUUUCCGUAGUUUUUGCCCCCAAGUGGGCCGUGAUUGUCUUCGUCCCCUUGAUUUCAUCUUAAGAGACUUUAAUCAGAACCCGGUGCCCAUCCUAGGUGUUGGGAAUUUCCGUAUUCAGCACAGAAAAUUUAAAGGCAAAUUGCUAAUUGUGGUUGCUGGGGGCCGGCGGCCAGACUUACUGGGGCGCGAUUGGUUUGAGGCUUUCGGCAUCCGCCUGGAGGGGGCCUACAAGAUAGAGUCGGCACCGUCAUCUUUUGAUGCGCUGUGUCAGGAGUUCGCAGUUGUUUUUGACGGACAGUUGGGACGAUACACAGGACCUCCAGUAUCCUUUGAUCUGGACCCGGCUGUUUGCCCUAUCCGACUGAAGCCACGUCGUGUGCCCUUUGCAUUGAAACCAAAAAUUGAUGAGGAGUUGGACAAACUCGUAGAGCAGGGGGUGCUGGAGCCCGUCUCGCAUGCCCGCUGGGAGACCCCAAUCGUGUGCCCUUUGAAGGCAAACGGCGCAGUACGGAUCUGCACGGAUUAUAAGUGUACUUUGAACAAGGUGCUGCAGCAAAAUGCCUACCCAGUGCCAGUGGUAAGUCAUGUGCUCGCGUCCCUGGCAGGGGGGCAGAUUUUGGCGAAAUUAGACUUGCCGCAGGCCUACCAACAGCUCCCAGUAGAUGACACCACAGCAGAUGCGCAGACAAUUAUUACUCACCGGGGAGCAUUUCGGGUUAAGCGUUUGCAAUUUGGGGUCAGUGUGGCCCCAGGAAUAUUUCAGGGACUGGUGGAGCGGCUACUGAAGGGAGUUCCGGAGGUAAUUCCCUAUUUUGAUGAUAUACUAGUAGCCGGAGCGUCCUCAGAGGAACUGAUUUCCCACCUUCGUGAAGUGCUGGCCCGCCUUGCAAAGGCUGGUCUUAAGGUUAAGCGGGAGAAGUGUUUCUUGGGUGUUCCCCAAGUAGAGUUCCUGGGGUUCCUGGUGGAUGCUAAGGGUAUCCAUCCUACUCCUGCGAAAGUGACUGCCAUCAGGAGUGCACCGGCCCCACAGUCAAAGAAAGAGCUGCAGUCGUUUUUGGGGCUCCUCAAUUUUUAUCAUGCCUUCCUCCCACAUAAGGCGUCCAUCGACUUACUAUCGUCCGAUAGUGUACUUACCCAUUUCCGGGAAGAUCUGCCCGUGUCGCUGGCUUGCGAUGCAUCUCCCUAUGGGAUUGGAGCCGUGCUGAGCCACUGGUUACCAGAUGGAUGGGAGGCUCCCAUUGCUUAUUUUUCUCGCACUUUGUCGUCGGCUGAAAGGAAUUAUGCUCAAAUCGACCGAGAGGCCCUGGCGUUAGUCGCAGGAGUAAAAAAGUUUCAUGAUUAUGUUUAUGGGCGGCCGUUUGAGCUCGUGACUGAUCACAAGCCAUUGCUGGGAUUGUUUGCACCGGGCCGUCAGACACCCCAGAUCUUAUCAGCCCGCAUGUUGCGAUGGGCCGUGUUUUUGUCAGCCUACACGUAUGAACUGGUGCAUCGAGCAGGUAAAGCUCUGGGCCAUGCCGAUGCCCUUAGUCGACUGCCGUUGCCAGAGCCGGCUGAGGAUCCCUCGCCGGCGUAUGGUGUGAUGUCGUUGGAAGAUCUGCCGCAACCCCCUGUUAGUGUUGCAGAUGUGGCCACUUCUUCAGCAAAAGAUCGCACUUUAGUGCGUGUUCUAGACUGGGUGUGGAAGGGGUGGCCGGAGGGCAGAGUUACAGAAGAAUUCCGGCCAUAUGUGUCCCGACGAGAUGAAUUGUCAGCUCAUAAAGGAUGUCUAUUGUGGGGGAGCCGAGUUGUGGUUCCUCCCAAUUUGCGACAGCGAGUGUUGGAAGCGUUGCAUGAGGGUCAUCCGGGAAUUGUGAGAAUGAAGGCAUUGGCUCGCAGCUAUGUGUGGUGGCCGAAAAUGGAUGAGGCCAUCGAAGAAUGGGUGCGGAAAUGCCAUCCGUGCCAGGAAUCAAGGCCGGCAAUGCCUCAAGCCCCGGUACAGCCAUGGGAAGUUACCAAGGAGCCAUGGUCACGUUUACAUGUGGAUUUUGCGGGACCCUUCCAGGGACAGACAUUCCUGAUUGUGGUAGACUCACACUCCAAAUGGUUGGAGGUUAUACCGGUGACCCGCAUGACUUCGGGUGUUGUUAUACGGAAUCUGCGAGCCUUGUUUGUGACCCAUGGACUGCCCGAUGUUGUUGUGUCAGAUAAUGGAGCACAGUUCACAUCAAUGGAGUUCAAGGAUUUUAUGAACGUUAAUGGAAUUCGCCAUGUUACCUCGGCCCCGUUCCACCCAUCUACAAAUGGUCAAGCAGAAAGGAUGGUGCGCACCACUAAAGAUGCACUGCGGCGGAUAGUCUAUGGAGAUUGGCAUCAGCGACUAUCAUCGUUCCUACUAUCACAGCAUGUAACACCACACUCGACAACUGGGAGGAGCCCAGCAGAGCUAUUGAUGAGGAGGCGCCUGACGACCCGUUUAGACAGAUUGCAUCCGGAUCGUGCGCUGGAUCGGCCGCAGCCGCAGGAGGCUACAAAGGCACCUCGGAUAUUCCAACAGGGGGACCCUGUUUAUACUAAGAACUAUGGGGCAGGCCCUGUGUGGAUUCCAGCCACAGUUUCCAGACCAACGGGCCCCGUUUCGUAUGAGGUUGAGGGAGACGGCACAGGUAGCCUUCGCCGCCAUGUCGACCAAUUACGGCAGCGGUGGCCUGUCCGAGAGGACGGGUCGGCCACAAGGGAAGUGGAGCAAUCGUCUGGGUUGGUCAGCAGAGAACUGGCAGCCACCCGUCCCCCUGAGGCAGUUGAGGUUCAAAUGGAAGACAGUGAGGCCAGGCCGGUAGAGGUUGAGAGUGGAACCGAGCAACGGCUAGAAGUGGAAGAGACCCAGGUAGGGGGCAGCCCCCUGGAGUCUGAGCUGAGACGGUCCCAGAGGGUGCGAACCCGUCCACGAUAUCUGAAGGACUUUGACUGCGGGCUGGUACGGAGAAGUGACAUGGUAGAAUAA
Lacerta agilis (Sand lizard) is the source of this 3157-nucleotide messenger RNA. RefSeq lists its product as uncharacterized. Bases 26 to 3157 code for a protein of 1043 amino acids. The transcript is spliced from 3 exons. Gene Ontology annotation, molecular function: nucleic acid binding. Gene Ontology annotation, biological process: DNA integration. NCBI's taxonomy places the organism in Eukaryota, Metazoa, Chordata, Lepidosauria, Squamata, Lacertidae. The record is from RefSeq and is a predicted model, not a curated record.